AUGGUUAUCUUAGAGCUCAUUCCCUUCUUCUUCUUCCUCCUCCUCUUCUCUGCCGUCGACGGCGAAUGCCCAAGUUCCGUGUGCAACAAACAUGAGCCGAUUAUUCGAUUUCCUUUCAGAUUGACAGGUGCCCAGGCCAAGAACUGUGGGUAUCCAGGGCUCGAUCUUAGUUGCGACAUGGGUAGGACAAUUCUCAAGCUGCCGUCUUCAUCAAGACAGUUUUUCGUGAGGAACAUCAACUAUUUCAUGCAGCAGAUUCAAAUAUACGACCCGUCGGAUUGCCUGCCGGAACGGCUGAUGAACCUCAGUCUUUCCGGUUCCCCUUUCGUGGGUAUCCACUAUCAAAACUAUACUUUCAUGAAUUGCCCGUCGGAGUUCACUACAUCUCGGUUCACACCCAUCCCUUGCCUGAGUAACUCUACGCGCAGCGUUUUGGCCAUCACGCCUAACAGCCUUGCUAGCAUGAUGAACAGUACGCCAUGCGAGACUAUCACGACCGUCUCGGUUCCGGUUUCCGGAGGGUAUCAGUAUGAAUCUGGGUUUUCAUCUAGCCUCGACGGUGACCUUCUUCUGACGUGGGUUAAACCUAACUGUGGAGAUUGUGAAGUUCGGGGAGGAGUUUGCUCAUUCACGAACAACUCCAGUCUUGAUGUCGGAUGCUUCGAUAAAGGCAGUGCAAACCAAUCGCCAAAGGGUCUCCAAGUGUUCAAAGGAAUCGUACUGGGCAUUGUCRUACCUUUCAUCAUGUUCUCCAUCUGUAUAGCAAGCUACGUGUGCGCCGCAAGCAAGUGUAGCGAUUCCAGAUACAAUGAACCCCAGCCGCAGCAUGGCGCUGUAGUCUCUCCACAACCCACGGUUGUGGUGAUGGGUCUAGACGAGCCCACCAUCCAAUCUUACAACAAGUUGGUGCUGGGAGAGAGCAGGCGCCUGCCUGGACCCAACCACCGUGUUUGCUCCAUAUGUCUGUCGGAGUAUCAGCCCAAGGAGACAUUGAGAUGCAUACCCGAGUGUCAGCACUGCUUUCACGCCGAUUGCAUUGACGAAUGGCUCCGGAUGAACGCUUCAUGCCCUCUUUGUCGGAAUUCUCCUCCUCCCCCUCAUCUCAUUCUCACCUAAUUUCCACUUCUUUUAAAUCGCUUAGUUUUUCACUUUUUCUUGGGUAGUUGUUUGUAUACCAAGUCUAAUUGUUUAAUUCUUUUGUUUUUCUCCUCUUUUCCCUGUGAAAUUGUAGACUUGUUUGUAAUCUGUAGAUAAUAUUAGUGAUUUUGUGAGAACUGCUAACUGCCUAGCCCAUUUACAUGGAAAGGAAAGGCCUGCUUAACUGUUUUGUCUCUUUAUUUGUUCGUUCUCAUUUU
Molecule: messenger RNA, 1355 nt
Organism: Nelumbo nucifera (sacred lotus)
Lineage: Eukaryota; Viridiplantae; Streptophyta; Magnoliopsida; Proteales; Nelumbonaceae
Product: putative RING-H2 finger protein ATL21A
Molecular function (GO): polysaccharide binding
Source: RefSeq, a predicted model, not a curated record